Molecule: messenger RNA, 5932 nt
Organism: Entelurus aequoreus (snake pipefish)
Lineage: Eukaryota; Metazoa; Chordata; Actinopteri; Syngnathiformes; Syngnathidae
Gene: nrf1
Product: nuclear respiratory factor 1
Exons: 10
Coding region: 3143-4810 (555 amino acids)
Biological process (GO): regulation of transcription by RNA polymerase II
Cellular component (GO): nucleus
Molecular function (GO): DNA-binding transcription factor activity, RNA polymerase II-specific; RNA polymerase II cis-regulatory region sequence-specific DNA binding
Source: RefSeq, a predicted model, not a curated record
CCCGGCAGCGUUUGCGACUGAAAAGAUGCUCUCGUCUUUGCACGUUGACAGCGAGCCGUGUUGUGAAUGCUGCGUUGCUUCCAUUGCAUUGACGUCUUAUUGCAGGACAAACUAGCUGAAAAACGACAAGAUAGGCGGCAACAGGGCCGCCAAGCCUGUCCUGGCGGCAGCUUUUAUUGCGUUAUUAUCAUCAUGUUUUCACGCUUACCUCCCCGGUUACGAUAGCAUACAUUCUCUAACCGUUUAACGUGCGAUUAUCACAGUGCAAUAACAAAUGUAUUACCGCGUUAAAUCCGUGCAUUUAAUGAAACUUAACGGCUGGAACCGCCAAAAAGGUUAGCAAGUUAGCCGGUAAGCUAAAAUGUAAGAAGAUGGCUAGCAUAAUUAGCAUAGCCUAGCAGUAAACAGCUAACCGGCGAGUACAGUACGUUACUGCCACCCAUUGACGCGCUAAAAUGCGACUAAGUUUGAGGGGGAACAAAAACUUUUAAACAAGAUUUUAGAUUGAGAAAGGCUUUAGUGGUUAAUAUAGCUAGUUGCUAAAGUAAACACCAAUCUAUUUAUUAUCCAAACAACACAACAGCUAGAUAGUAUAUAUCUGCAUCAUGAAUCAAUUUAAGUGGACCCCGACUUAAACAAGUUGAAAAACUUAUUCGGGUGUUACCAUUUAGUGGUCAAUUGUACGGAAUAUGUACUUCACUGUGCAAUCUACUAAUAAAAGUUUCAAUCAAUCAAUCAAUCAAAAGCAGCCAGCUUAACUGUCAAUGCAUGCACUCACAUAAAUGUCCCUUUGCCUUUAGUGUAGUCCACAACGUUAACAACCAUGUUGUUACAUUAAAAAACAGGAAAAUCUUUUAUACCUUGUGUUGGUGAAUAUUAGUAGCAUAUUUUUUAAUAGUCUGGGAGAAGUUGUAAACAACAAUCCUUCAUCGGCUUAUGUCCCGGUUGUGCCUUCUCCUUCAGCUGUAUUAUAUGUUGGCUUAGGGAACUUUUUUUCCAAAAAAAGCCAAGUCUUAAAUUAAAUAGUAUAUAUAACAUACAAAUGUUUGAGCAAAAAAUACCUCAAUAGCGCAAAAUAUGUACAAAAAUUAAUAUUCAAUCCAAUUCAAAUCCUUUGCCGUUUUGCCCCCAAAGUCCUUCAUUGUCCUAUGAGUCAAUUAUAUUUGAACAAAACACACCAAUAUUCUCAUCACACUAGUAUAAAUCCAAUACAGAUAAAACCCAAGUAUUGAUAUUUGGAUCCAUCCACCUGUAAAUAGAAACAUCUCAAUAGCUGCAACGUACAUUCCAGCUGUAAAAAGCCUACUUGUGAUUGACAUGUGUUUUUGGUGUGUUUUUUUCCCCCACUUGUACAUGUACACUCCUGAGCAAAAUCUUGUGAACAAUAUUAAGAUUAUGAUGAAAGUUAUUGUGUGGGGGGAUAUUAGACUUAGACAAACUUUAAUGAUCCACAAGGGAAAUUGUUCAACACAGUAGCUCAGUUACAAGGAUGGAAAGGACAAUGCAGGUAUAAAUAGACUAAUAUAGCGAUUAAAAAAUCUAACAUAUAUACGAAUAUAUACAUAAUAUGUGUACAGAAUAAUAUAUCUACAGAUAUAUUAUAUAGGGGCAAUAUUAAAAAAAGUACACUUUAUUCACUAACCGUAUUGCAAAAACAAGUACCGUAUUUUUCGGAGUAUAAGUCGCACCUGCCGAAAAUGCAUAAUAAAGAAAGAAAAAAAAACUAUAUAAGUUGCACUGGAGCCCGGCCAAACUAUGAAAAAAACUGUGACUUAUAGUCCGAAAAAUACGGUAACUAAGCAUAAUGCAUGAUAUCCAGUUACAGAAAACACGACAAAACACAAAAUUAUUUAAAUUCAAAUGGUUAAUAUCAUAGUAUACUAAGCCAACAACAGGGAACAUUCAAAUUUCAUGUAUCUGUAUGACAUAGGCUCCAGCACCCCCCGCGAUCCUGAAAGGGACAAGUGGUAGAAAAUGAAUGGAUGCAUGUCUAAAAAAGUACAAAUGAUGGAACAUAUUGAGUAAUGUACUAACAUGAGCAUGUUAAAGAAAAAGGUACAGUACAAGCAGUGAUGUUUACAAGUAAGCCUGGGGGAUAUAUUGAUGUUAUCGAUCUAUUCCAGUUUUUUGUUGCACACUAUUUAAAAAUGAUUCUUUUUCUCCAUACUUUUUGCCCCUCAAAAGCUUCCGCAGCUUGCGCCAUCAACUUACUUACUUCACGGCACACCUACUGUGGCAAAAUAUGGCUAAAGCUAACGAGAGCGAGACGUUUGUUCCAAAGAAAAGAAAAAUGUUGUCAGUACUUUGGUUUUGCUGCAACUGGUGUGGAAGAAAUGACUGCACACUGCAAAAUAUAUUUAAAAAACGUAGCAGCACAACGAACUUAUUCCUGCAUUAGAAACUGAAGUCUCCAGUCGAGUGCGGGAAAUACAACUGUUUACAAGACGGCAAAAACAAACAAACUACGGGCUAAAAAUCAGCCUACUGUGUGAUCAUACCAUGUAUGAUCAGAAAGAAGCACAGUGGAGAACGACCACUAAAGCAGUUGCUCUGCACAAGGCCAAGAUGUGUGAAUGAAAAAGCCUGCGUUUUUACACUUAAGUCUUCUCAAUGUUUUACUUGAUUAUUUUUUUGCAUAGCAUGUUCAAUACAACAUUUUUAUUUACAGAAGUAUUUUAUUCAAGACAGCAGUUUUAUGUUUUCACUUUAUUAAUCUGUUGGAGAUAAUUAUUUAUUUGCAUGCAAUGUGAAAUGCUACAUUUUUGUGAACAGAAGUAUUUUAUUCAACACAGAAGUAUUGCUUCCCACAGGAAGCUCUUAAUUUAGUUCUAUUAAAAUUAUUCAAUAAAAAGUAAACAUUUUGACUGGUUUAAAAAGAACAUCAUUAUUCAAAAUAUAAUUUUGCUAAAAGUAAGAUGCAGUGUUAUUUCAAUCUACUAGUUUUUGAUAAAAUAAACAAACAGCUGGUUUUGAAUUAUUUAUGCAAUUUGUAUUCAAUGGUUUAUUUAAAUGUAAAAUUGCAGCUAUUGAGAUGUUUAAAAAGUAGAGGAAAAAAAUCGUAAAUUAAAUUUUUUGUGAAAAAAAUCAGAGAUAGAAAUUUUAGGCCCAGGCCUAUUUACAAGGUACAAUAAAUCCAAUUGUAAUGUACAGUGUGAGUCCACUUUAUUUGUUGGAUUUAAAGUCUCCAGUGAUGCCUGCAUCUAACUGUACACACAUGAUCCACACUUCGUUGUAUCCAGCCGUCAUGGAGGAUCACGCUGUUCACCAGGCAGAGCACAUGACCACCAUUGAGGCCAGCGCCGUCAGCCAACAGGUGCAUGUGACCACCUUUGGCGACACAUCCAUGAUGAGCGCAGAUGAGGACUCCACUUCCUCGCCUGACGAUGACCCCUACGACGACACGGACAUCCUCAACUCGGCCGGGAACGAUGAGGUGACCGCCCACCUUGCAGCUGCAGGUCCCGUCGGCAUGGCUGCAGCUGCUGCCGUAGCAACUGGCAAGAAAAGGAAGAGGCCUCACAUCUUUGAAUCCAACCCUUCCAUCCGCAAGAGGCAGCAGACACGCCUCCUCAGAAAGCUGAGGGCCACACUGGACGAGUACACUACCCGAGUGGGUCAGCAGGCCAUCGUGUUGUGCGUCUCGCCAUCCAAGCCCAACCCAGUCUUCAAGGUGUUUGGUGCUGCUCCUCUGGAGAAUGUGGUGAGGAAGUACAAAGGCAUGAUGCUGGAGGACCUGGAGAACGCCCUGGCGGAGCAUGCCCCCCCCGGGGGAGAUUUGGCCUCCGAGCUGCCCCCCCUCACCAUUGAUGGCAUCCCUGUCUCUGUGGACAAGAUGACACAGGCCCAGCUCAGAGCCUUUAUCCCGGAGAUGCUGAAAUACUCGACGGGCCGGGGCAAGCCCGGCUGGGGCAAGGAGAGCUGCAAGCCCAUGUGGUGGCCCGAAGAUAUCCCCUGGGCCAACGUGCGCAGUGACGUGCGCUCCGAGGAGCAGAAACAGAGGGUGUCUUGGACGCAAGCGCUGCGGACCAUCGUAAAAAAUUGCUACAAGCAGCACGGUCGUGAGGAUCUGUUAUACGCCUUUGAGGACCAGCAGAUCACCACCACAACCACCCAGCACCACCUAACCACCGCGCAGAGCAUCGCCCACCUGGUGCCGACACAGACGGUGGUGCAGACCAUCAACAACCCCGACGGCACAGUCUCGCUCAUCCAAGUCGGUACGGGCCACACGGUCGCAACGUUGGCCGACGCCUCGGAGCUGCACGUCAACUAUUCCACGGUGGCGGACGGCGAGGUAACAACACGGCAGUCGCAUUGUAAGGACUCUUGGAGACAGGUUCCGAUAAAAAGCGCCUACCGUCUCUUCGAGGUGGAGUCGAACUGGGCCACCCUGCAAGGCGGCGAGAUGACUAUCCAAACCACGCAUGCCUCAGAGGCCACGCAGGCGGUGGCGUCGCUGGCUGAGGCCGCCGUCGCCGCCAGCCACGAAAUUCCAACAGGAGCCACCGUCACGAUGGCGCUCAACAGUGAGGCGGCGGCCCAUGCGGUAGCAACGCUGGCCGAGGCCACCCUCCAAGGCGGGGGUCAGAUCGUCCUGGCCGAGACGGCGGCAGCUGUCGGUGCGCUAGCGGGCGUUCAGGAUGCAACAGGUCUGGUCCAGAUCCCCGUUAGCAUGUACCAGACAGUGGUGACCAGCCUGGCGCAAGGCAACCGGCCCGUGCAGGUUGCCAUGGCGCCGGUGGCGACGCGCAUCGACAGCACGGUGACGCUCAACGGCCAGGCGGUGGAGGUUGUGACCCUGGAGCAGUGAUGCACCCCUCUUACUGUGUACAAAUCGCUUUUCAAUUCCAGCCAUCAUCCUGGGGUUUAGGUAUUUAUUUCCUCUUUAACUUUGAACCAACCAAAACUGCUGAACCUGCACUCCUUUCCUUUGUGCUUGUAAUCAUCAUCACCAUGACGACAAAUUACAGCUCUUUGAUGUGUGCUCAGGAAGUACAGCAAGUCUUUAUUUUUAUGUCGAUGAAUUGCUUAUUUGCAGUAAAGGCGGGCUUACUAUGACUCCAAAAUACAAAAUAUUUUCACGUUUUAGCCUUUCUAUCCAUAAUGUAUUUUGAGCAUUCUUAUUGUUACCAAUCCACUUGUCUGAGUGUUGUACAGAUUGUAAUUCCCUGUGUGGAAUACUUGUCAUGUUUUGUUUACAUGUAACAUUAAAGUUAUAAUAAAAUGAAAAAAACUAAGAUAAUUCAUCUAAGUCACAUUGGGUAACAACAGCUAUUCCAACAAAUUGAUGUCAUUUGCUUGCAUCAUUCAUAUAUAAUAAUAAAUAAUAAAAUACAUCAGCCAACGUAAGAUACGUGCCUACAUGGCAGCCAUCUUAGAGGGGGCCCAUGUUCCGAUUUAAGGCAAUACAAUAUUAUCCAUGUGUCAUAACUUUCUUAAUUCUCAGUUAUUUUUAAUGCAAUUUACUUUAUUAACAAAAAAUGUGCUGUUAAUAGACAUAUGAACUAUUUUCAGUAGGGAUGUCCGAUAAUGGCUUUAUUACGAUAUUGUCCAACUCUUAAUUACCGAUACCGAUAUCAACCGAUACCGAUAUCGACCGAUACCGCUAUAUAUACAGUUGUGAAAUUAACACAUUAUUACGCCUAAUUUGGACAACCAGGUAUGGUGAAGAUAAGGUCCUUUUUUUAAAAAAUAAUAAAAUAAAAUAAGAUAAAUAAAUUUAAAAAAAAUUAUUGAAUAAAAAAGAAAGUAAAACAAUAUAAAAACAGUUACAUAGAAACUAGUAAUUAAUGAAAAUGAGUCAAAUUAACUGUUAAAGGUUAGUACUAUUAGUGGACCAGCAGCACGCAUAAUCAUGUGUGCUUACGGACUGUAUCCCUUGCAGACUGUAUUGUUAUAUAUUGAUAUAUAAUGUAGGAACAAGAAUAUUAAU